Cicer arietinum (chickpea) is the source of this 1726-nucleotide messenger RNA. RefSeq names its product D-glycerate 3-kinase, chloroplastic. Gene Ontology annotation, molecular function: ATP binding; kinase activity. NCBI's taxonomy places the organism in Eukaryota, Viridiplantae, Streptophyta, Magnoliopsida, Fabales, Fabaceae. The record is from RefSeq and is a predicted model, not a curated record.
ACAAAAACGCGCAGAAAUCCAAACAGUAGAUAGAUAGAUAGAAUUGAAAUGAAUUGAAUUGAAUUGAAUUGCAUAUAUAAUAUUAUUUUAUUUUUUCUGGUGCUCCAUUUCCAAUUUCCAAUCUGUGAAGUUGUUUGUUUGGCCAAGAAUACGUGGCGGCUAAGCUUCGUUGCUAAUUUUUGUGUUGCAAAUUAGAGAAAAAUGGCGACUUUGAAUGUGUUCUCUCAGACACUGCACCCUACAAUUUCAUCUUUUUGCUGUUUUUCUAAUUCUAACAAUUCUAAAUUUCAUUUCUUUUCCAAUUCCCUUUCCUCCCACUUCUCAAAGUCAGGCAGUGGAAGUUCAUGGAUGCAAAGUAGCUCCCCUGCAGCCAGCAUUGAGCACAAGAAGGGUCCUGUAUAUUCAGUAUUUCCUUCAACACCUGCCCAAGUUUCCUCUGUGCAAGACCUGUUUGAAUUUAUUUGCUCAGGACCUUUGGUUGAAAAAAUUGGUUUGACGCAAGAGAAGGUGGCCGAGUCUAUAGAUAAGUGGUUAUCGUAUGGGCGGCAACUAUGCAGACUAUUUCAGCUUAAUGAAUUGUUUUUGACAGAGCCUCAAAAAGUUAGGCUUUAUCAUUACUAUAUACCAGUCUUCCUCUGGUGUGAAAGUGAGAUUGUUCAGCAUCAGUCCAAAUUCAAAGAUGAAGAAGAUAUACCUCCAUUAGUGAUUGGAUUUAGUGCUCCUCAAGGCUGUGGAAAGACAACCCUUGUCUUUGCUCUUGACUACCUUUUCCAAAUGAUUGGCAGGAAGUCAGCAACAAUAUCGAUAGAUGAUUUUUAUUUGACGGCUGAAGGUCAGAAUAAACUAAGGGAAGCUAAUCAAGGAAAUGCACUUCUUGAGUUUCGUGGAAAUGCAGGAAGCCAUGAUCUUGCUUUUUCUGUUGAAACUCUGACAGCCUUAACCAAAAUGUCCAAAGAAGGUACCAAGAUGAAGUUACCAAGAUAUGAUAAAUCUGCAUUUGGUGGGAGAGGUGAUCGGGCUGAUCCAUCGACAUGGCCUGAAAUUGAAGGGCCCCUAACAGUUGUGUUGUUUGAAGGCUGGAUGCUUGGUUUCAAACCCCUUCCAGUUGAUGCUGUAACGUCCGUUGAUCCCCAGCUAGAAACAGUAAAUAAAAGCCUUGAAGCUUAUUAUGAUGCAUGGGACAAAUAUAUAGAUUCAUGGAUAGUCAUUAAGAUUAAGGACCCAAAUUGCGUCUUUCAGUGGCGCUUGCAGGCUGAGAUUGCAAUGAGGGAAGCAGGCAAUCCUGGAAUGUCUGAUGAUGAGGUGAGAGAUUUUGUUUCUCGCUACCUGCCAGCAUACAAUGCAUACCUUCCUACACUUUAUUCGCAGGGUCCGAAUGGAUCAGAUCCUCAACAUCUACUAUCCAUCGAAAUAGACGAAAAGAGAAACCCAAUCCUAGGUGUCUAGUUUAACUAGAUGAUAGGAUAUUGCUGGCUCUUCCAUUCUUUGAGAGAAUCUGAAUGGCCACUCGGCGUUGAUUACUUUCAUCACCGGUGGAUAUAAGUCAAUGUAUCAGCUCUAUUUUUCCUUGAAAUGUAUAGAGAAUAUUUUUAUCAAACACAUAAUAAGGCCUAAUGCUUUCUAGUUUUUCUUAUGGAAUAAAUGGCUAUUGGUACCACAGAAAAUAGAAACAUGGACUACUAGUUAUUGAUAAAUGUAUUAUUAGCGAAAAUCAUGAUUAUCAUCA